This is a messenger RNA of Marmota monax (woodchuck), 1524 nucleotides long. Its product is annotated as PRAME family member 12-like. The transcript has 4 exons. Gene Ontology annotation, cellular component: cytoplasm. Lineage: Eukaryota; Metazoa; Chordata; Mammalia; Rodentia; Sciuridae. The record is from RefSeq and is a predicted model, not a curated record. Gene Ontology annotation, biological process: positive regulation of cell population proliferation; negative regulation of cell differentiation; negative regulation of DNA-templated transcription. Bases 1 to 1524 code for a protein of 507 amino acids.
AUGCAGACUCCAGAGGAUGAGCAGCAGACCCCACCCACACUCCAGGAGCUGGCAGGGCGCAGCCUCCUGAAGGACAAGUCCAGGGCCAUCCUAGCUCUGGAGGACCUGCCCAUACAGCUCUUCCCACCACUCUUCAUGGAGGCCUUCAACCGGAGACACACUGAGGUCCUGAAGAAAAUGGUGCAGGCCUGGCCCUUCACCCGCCUGCCCCUGGGGGCCCUGAUGAAUACGCUACAGCUGGGGAUGAUCCGAGUGGCACUGGAUGGGCUGGACAUGCUGGCUGCCCAGCAGGAUCGCCCCAGGAGGUGGAAACUGCAGGUGCUGGAUUUGCGGAAGGUUCAUGGGAACUUCUGGAGGACAUGGUCUGGAGCCGUGGUCGAUGCCUGCUCACCAGGAGUCAUGAAGGAGAGGCAAACAGUGAAGGCCUCUCCAGACACAGGGCCCACUCUGCCCUUGAAGGUGUUAGCAAACCUGCGCUUACAGCAAAGACCCCUGAAUGCAUUCCUCUCCUUCCUCUUUCACAGGGUGGAUGAGAGGAAGGGUCUGAUACAGCUGUGCUGCAAGAAGCUACAGAUGUGCUCUUUGCCCAUCUGUACCAUCGAGAAGAUCUUGGAGAGAUUGGAUCUGGACUUUAUCCAGCAGUUGGAUGUGCAGUGUUUCUGGAGACUGUCCACCUUGGCUACUUUUGCCACCUAUUGGGGCCAGAUGAGCAACCUGAGGAAGCUCUUCUUCUCCCACGUCUAUGUGUCUGCCUAUGCUUCCCAGGAGGAGAGAGAUCAGUUGAUGGAUGACAUUACCUCACAGUUUGCCAAGAUGGACAGCCUCUGGAGGCUGUACCUGGAUGGUGUCUUCUUCCUAGAAGGCCGUCUGUGCCAGGUGCUCAGCUGUGGCUUUCUGCUUGGCAGCCAGGAGGGGCGCUUUAUAGAUGAUGGACCCACCCGGUCACUCAAGCUCCUGAAGACCCCCCUGGAGACCCUCUCAAUAACCAACUGCCUGCUCUCAGAUCCAGACUGGAAUGAUCUGUCGGGGUCUCCAAACCUCGACCAGCUAAUACACCUGACGCUGUGGGGCAGCAAAUUGACGAGUUUCAGUCCUGAGCCCCUCGUCAUUCUGCUAGAGAAUGCUGCAGCCACCCUUGAGACCCUAAACUUGCAGGACUGUGGGAUCACCAACUCCCAGCUCCAGGCCAUCCUCCCUGUCCUGAGCUGCUGCUCCCAGCUCAGGGUAUUGAGCUUCAAUGGGAAUGACAUCUCCAUGUCAUUCCUGAGCAACCUGCUGCUUCACACUUCCAGGCUGACCCGGUUGAGCCUAGAGAAGUACCCUGCCCCUCUGGAGAGCUAUGAUGCUCAGGGUGCCAUCCACCCAGGGAGACUUUUCCAACUCAUCGAUGAGCUGAUGGAGAAACUGAGGGAUGUGAGAGAGCCAAAGAGCAUCCUUUUCUAUACUAAACCCUGCCAUAGAUGUGGCAACUGGUUUAUCUAUAACCUGCCCUCCAGUCCGUGUCGCUGUUGGCUGCCUGCCUAG